GCGAUCGGUGCUUCGAAGGUGCCCAUUUGAAGUGUGUGAGAGAUAUUUCUGUACAAUUUUGCAUGAUCUCCGUGCUAAGAAAAACUGAUCUGUGUUCUGAUUCUGUGGCAAUUUGUGACAAUGUGAACUUUCAGACCGAAAAAAUACAGAGAGAAAUCAUUGGAGACAAUUGCUAAGAGAAAAUUGCAAUCAAGGAAAUAAUCAGAGAAUUGUGAUCAAAAGCAUAAAGAGUUUAUGUGGAAUUUUUUUUUUCCUGUCAAGUUGUGUAAAAAUUUUCUCCUUUGUGGAUAAUAAAAUUUUUUAAAACAUUUUUUUUUAGUGCAAGUUCAUGGAUAUUUUUCAUACGAAAAAAAUAAGCAAUUUGUGCUCGAAAUAUUUCACCACACAUUUUCUGUAAUUAUAAAAUUUUUGGCGAAUAAUUUCCAAAAAAGGUGCUUCAUGUGUUAUGUGGCGGUAAAGUGACGUGUAAUGCGGAUAUACCUGAAGAAAAGAAUAAUUUGCACAAAUUGUUAGUGAGAGAGGUAACAUAAAAUGCUUUUUUUUUAUUGAUCAACAUUACAAUUUUUUUCUCCCUUUUUGCUAUUUGGCAAAUUACCUUCUCUCACUCUCUCUCACUUUGAAGUUAAUUUAUUUUCCAAACCACAAAACUAUUUCUCUUAUUUCUUCUCUUUCACGCGAGUACUGCCCGAGAUGAGGGACCUACUUUUUUUUCUCUUAAAUGUGUGUACAUAUUUGCCUUUCAACGUGAUGUUAUAAAAUUCCAAAUAAUCAUUGAUUGAGUAGAGUCUCAAUGGUGGCAGCAACAUUUCAAAGUCAAUCUCUUGUGUAAUAAUCAUAAGAUUUAAUGACAAACUCCAAGAUGAAAAGCGUGAUAAAAAAAUUUGUGAUUUUCUCUUCUCACAGUAAAUUUGUGGAUAUAUAGCAAGUGUUAAGGAGAUGUCUCAGAGAUGCUGAAAGACCGCCAAAAGACGCUUUGCUAAUAAAAUCUUCCCAUUUUAUCACUCAUCUUCAACUUCUUGCACUUUUGUGAGCAACAAAGCAACACUAAGCUGCACAAGAGCAUGAUGCAUUAAUUAGCAAAACACACGUAAUCAUAUGUCUUUAGCAUUAAAGUGUCUGCUUAUGAUACUUCUCGCUCUCUUUCUACUAUGUUCUUACUUUUGGGAUCAAUAGCCAUAACCGAAAGAAAGAAAGAAAGAAAGAAGAAAAUAUCUUCUAACAUUAUUUACAUAUCGCGUUCGAUUUCAGAAACUUUUCUUCUGCAAACAUUUGCGUGCCCAGAGAAAGAGGAAAAACAAACAAAUUUUCUGUUGAUAAAAGUUAACAGUUUUCACUUUUUUGCCCACAAUCUCACACAUCUGCGUGAUUAUUUUAUGGGCUCAAAGAUAUAAAAUAGGGUGUUCAACAAAUUCCUAUUGUGAAAAAAAAAUUGAAAAGAAUGCGCAGCAUAAACUCUUUGAAUCAUAAAUACAAAUUGUGAAUGAACUUGGAUUUUUAUUGAAUUGAACCUCGUUAUCAAAUUAACUAAUUUUAUGGAGAACUUUGCACUUUAAGAUGAAAAAAAGAAACCGAAAAAAAUUAAAGGUGCUACUUUUGAUGGAAUCAAUAAAUCUCUACCUUGACUGUGUCAUUUAAAUCUCACACUUAUUAAGCCUAAUUAACAAUUUUUUUUUUAUUAAAGAAAUAUAUCCAACCAGUUGUCCAUCAAAAUAUUUUGAGAUUUUCAUUCCAUAUUAAUUUUUUAAAUCUCUUUAAAAUGCAAACUUUUAAUGAAAAUAUUUAUUUAAGUUUAAAAGCGCAAUUUUGCAUUACUCUUCACGUUUCUUUUCAUGCGGAGUCAGGUGAUAGACAGGUACAAGAAGUUACUUCAUCAAGAAUGAAGAACAUCGUAACUUCUAAAAGCUUUCAACGCUGCAUUUUACUUUCUAUUUUAUGGCAAAUUUAAUUGACAACUAGUGCAAGAAAAUAAAAGGAAAAAUCCAAUAAAUUCCAUGAGAAACCUCGUAAUAUUUUUUCUUAAUUUCACAUAAAUAAACGAAAAAUUUACGAGUCCGAUUAUAAAAUUAAAAUGAUAAUUUUAUUCACAGACGAGAUAGAUAAAUAAAAAAGAAGUCGCGUAGAGAAUAAAAGGUCAGUGUGCAAAAAUUUAUGGAAAACUACAACAUUCACAAUUCAAGAGCAUCCCAUGAGCUUUUCACGCCCGCCCCCCAAAGCACCGAGGGAGCUUUUCUUGCAUUUAUCAGUUGUGGCGUGGAAAUUUCUCACGCCCUCCCACACCCUAAAAUUGAGAGUGAAAAGUCCUAGGAAUUUUGCAUUAUUUCUUUUAGGAGAGAUAGACUGAGAGAAGGAGCCAUUAAAAGGCCAUCAACCCAUCUGGAAGACAGUAAAAAGUGUUGUGUACACUUGAACGCAAAAGAGACGCCUUGUGCUCCACACAAGGUUGUUUUACCAAUGCGGAGAGACCGUUGAAAGAGAUCUUUUUUUGUCCAAUUUAAUAGCUCCGUCAAAAUUCACUCAAGCGCAAUUUCUUUAAAUACCAAAACCAUUUUGCACACGUAAAAAAAGGGGCGCGCGAAAAUGCACAUCUGCAAGAUAAAAUGAUCAUUUUACCAACAUACCCAUCUCGCGGAACUUGCAACAUAAAACAUUGAAAUGCUUACGCGAGUGAUGACACACAAAAAAGAAGAGUUUUGGUGGGAAAUUUACACCCAAUAUAUACGAUUUGCAGCAUAUUUAUUGCAAAAUCCACACUGUGCCUGAUAAAUUUUUCAUGUGACACGCUUAACAAACCUUUUGCUCUCUAUUGCAGGUCCUCCCCCACCCCGCAAGCUUAAGCAUAAUUUUAUGGUGUAGAAAAAAAAAUUGCGUUGCCAUAGUUGGAGAGAGCAUUAAAAAGUAAAAAACCAUAAAACGAAGACAAAAUGUCGAAGCGAAUUGCAGAUUCUCUCAUGAAGAGAACAACAUACUCUUCAGCAGCCAACAUCUUGGCCAAUGAUGUAAUGGGUGUUGAUGCACGAUCGCAUGGCCAAUUGGAUUUCUCUAUGGCGAAGCCCUACAGUGAUGUACCGGGCCCCAAAGAGCUCCCCUUCAUUGGCAAUUCAUGGAGAUUCCUCCCAAUUAUAGGUCAACAUCGUAUUCAAGAUUUGGACAAAUUAAUGCUAACGCUGCAUGAGCAAUAUGGAAAAAUUGCCAAAGUCGGUGGUCUAAUCGGACAUCCAGAUCUACUUUUCAUAUCAGACGGCGAUGAAAUUCGUAAUGUCUUCCGACGUGAGGAAACUCUGCCGCACAGGCCAUCGAUGCCAUCUCUACAUCACUACAAGGCCCACUUACGGCGCAACUUCUUUGGUGAAACAGCAGGAUUAAUUGGAGUACACGGCGAACGAUGGGAUAAAUUUCGUGCACAAGUUCAACAUGUGAUGCUCCAACCGUCCACAGCUCGGAAGUACAUAGCGCCACUUAAUGAAAUUGCCAGUGAUUUCAUGGAGAGAAUCCAUGAAAUGCGAGAUGAAAGCAAUGAACUACCCGGAGAUUUUCUCCAUGAACUCUACAAGUGGGCCUUAGAAUCUAUUGGACGAGUUUCCUUAGACACUCGCUUGGGAUGUGUGACUGGUGAAGGAAAUCUCGAGACAAAGAGAAUUAUUGAAGCAAUUAACACCUUCUUCUGGACGGUUGCUGAAGUUGAACUACGAAUGCCAAUUUGGCGUAUUUACAAAACAAAAGCCUACAAACGCUACAUCGAGGCAUUGGAUACAUUCACAGAGCUUUGUCAGGAGAAUAUAAAUCGAGCAAUGGAGAAAAUAGCACAGGAUCCAACGGAAAAGAAUGAAGAAAAUAUUUCACUACUCGAAAGAAUUGUUGAAAAGACGGGAAAUCCCAAAAUUGCCGCCAUUCUCGCGAUGGAUCUCUUCCUCGUGGGCGUUGAUACCACAUCUGUGGCAGUUACAUCAACAAUCUAUCAACUGAGUCAGAAUCCAGAGAAACAAGAAAUUCUCCUGAGGGAAUUGAAAGGCAUCCUACCAAAGAAAACAUCACCAGUUGAUAUACAGACACUUGAGAAGAUGCCCUACUUGAGAGCAUGCAUCAAAGAGACUCUAAGAAUGUAUCCUGUAACAAUUGCAAAUGGACGAAGUUUGCAGUCAGACGCCAUUAUAAGUGGUUAUCACAUUCCAAAGGGAACACACGUUAUAUUUUCGCAUUUGGCUGCAUCUAAUUCACAUGAAUACUUCCCAGAACCGCAGCGUUUUAUCCCCGAACGUUGGCUCAAACGUGGAGAAAUGGAUGUAUCCGACUGUCCCCAUGCAGGUCAAUCAAUCCACCCCUUUGUGAGUUUACCAUUUGGUUUUGGACGUCGAAUGUGCAUUGGACGUCGCUUUGCUGAGGCAGAAAUGCAAAUAUUGCUCUCGAAACUAUUCCGAAAGUAUCAAGUUGAAUAUAAUUACGGUAAAUUAACAUAUAAAGUCAUGCCAACGUACUAUCCUGAAAAUGAAUUGAAAUUCAAAUUGACGGAACGUCUCAAUUAGAAAUCCCUAUCCUGUCCCUUUGCUAAAAAAAGAACCUCCAAAAGCUUUUUGGCUCUAUAGCUUUCAAAAUAAUUCACACAUAAACGAUUUAGGAGCUUUUUUCUUUCUCUCUCUAAUAGUUCCAAUUUAUGAGAAAUCAAUUCUUUUUCUUUUUGCUUUUAUGUGUAUAGAACUUCGACAAUAUGAGGAGAAUGUAAAUGAAUAAAAAAAAUAUUUUAAGAUUAUAAAAUAAAUAGAAUAAUAAAUGGAAA
Molecule: messenger RNA, 4771 nt
Organism: Lutzomyia longipalpis
Lineage: Eukaryota; Metazoa; Arthropoda; Insecta; Diptera; Psychodidae
Gene: Cyp49a1
Product: probable cytochrome P450 49a1
Exons: 9
Coding region: 2922-4520 (532 amino acids)
Molecular function (GO): oxidoreductase activity, acting on paired donors, with incorporation or reduction of molecular oxygen; monooxygenase activity; iron ion binding
Source: RefSeq, a predicted model, not a curated record